This is a messenger RNA of Salpingoeca rosetta, 777 nucleotides long. RefSeq lists its product as uncharacterized. The coding region runs from base 1 to 777 and encodes 258 amino acids. Lineage: Eukaryota; Choanoflagellata; Craspedida; Salpingoecidae. The record is from RefSeq and is a predicted model, not a curated record. The transcript has 6 exons.
AUGGCUCACCGGUCGAAGCGGGCCAAGAACAAGGAGCUGGAUGGCCGAUGUGUGGAUGAGCGAUUGAAGGAGGAGGCCAAACCUCGAAUCGAUGGACGGUUUCGUCGUGUGGAUCCGUAUUUGUAUCGGUUUCAGUGCUACACAAAAGGGCGGUGGAUUGGGCGCACCAUCUUAGAAGUCUUCGCCAAGGAGUUUCGAGCCAACACACGCGAAUACUACGUCGACCGCACACGGGGCGGAUGCACCAAAUCCGCGUCCAUCUCAAACACCUCGGUCAGCUGCACCAGCAUCACCACGUCUUACGUGCUCUUCGUGGUUCUGACACGGCAUCCGAUUGCAAACGACCCACUAUAUGGACGGCGUGUGUGGACGCGCGACGCAACGCCCGCUGCUGUUGCUGCCGACCUCGAUACGGCUCUCGAGCAGCGCGAACGGGCACAGGAAGACGCAAAGGUACGGCAAGACGCAAAGGCAAGACAGAAAUCGCGGGGGCAGGGGGAUGUGGCUGCAGUGGAGCAGGGAGGAGCGCGGGGUGGCGAGGAGCAUCGCAUGGUGGGCUGCGCCGACUGCAAUCGCGUGUACCCGGACCCAAGCGACGAGGACAUGUGCCUCUAUCUUCACGCGUGCAAAUUUACGUGUUCGGUUGGCACGUUCACCACGCGGGUGCCAAGUUGGGCACAGCAGCCCAACAACCCCAGAACACCAUCGCAGCAACAAGAACAGGAACAGGAACAGCAGCAGCGGUGGUGGUCAUCGUCCUCAUGCUCUCUCCAGUGA